Molecule: messenger RNA, 1249 nt
Organism: Rhodamnia argentea
Lineage: Eukaryota; Viridiplantae; Streptophyta; Magnoliopsida; Myrtales; Myrtaceae
Product: late embryogenesis abundant protein D-29
Exons: 2
Coding region: 92-1075 (327 amino acids)
Source: RefSeq, a predicted model, not a curated record
GAUUUUCUCCCUCUGCGAACUUCUUCAUAGACUAGAAGAUAAACUUCCAAAAAACCUGUGAACUGGGCGGUGGUUUUGUUGCAUAACGUCCAUGGCUUCAAGAAGACCCUUUUGGCUCUUUGUGAUGGCCACUGCGGUGGCGUUGGCGGUUCUCGGCCCCCGAUGCAGCGGCUCCGGGGUCGGGCACAUGUCUUCGACCAAGGAAGAAGGCGAGGACUUCAAGGAAUUCAAGGUGAAGACAGACAGAGCAGGCGAGAAGGCUGCGGAUGCCGGGAAAGAGGUGAAGGAAGCCUCGGAGUCGUGGACCGAGUGGGCAAAGGAGAAGCUCUCAGAAGGUCUAGGGUUCAAGCAUGACGAGACCAAAGAGAGCGCAACGAAAAGUGCCUCGGAUAAGACCGCCGAUACCGCUAAGACUGUCAAAGACAAGGUCCGGGACGUGGCCUCUGGAGCUGGUCAAUAUGCAGCAGAGAAAGCCAGCACCGUGAAGAACACAGCAUCAGAGAAAGCCGAGGAAGCCAAAAGAGCCACGGCUGAGAAGUCGAGUGAGCUGAAGGACGCGACUGCCAAGAAGGCUGAGCAAGUCAAGAAUGCGGCCAAGGAAACGGCCGAGCACAUAAAGGACACGGCGAGUGCCACAACCCAAGAAGCAAAGGAAAAGGCCGAGGCUGCUGCCAAAUUGGCGGCAGAGAAGGCAGAAGAGUUGAAGGAGAAGGCGGAAGAAUCGAAGGAGAAGGCGGCAGAGAAGGCAGAAGAGUCGAAGGAGAAGGCGGCCAAAAAGGCCGCGCAGGCCAAGCAGAAGGCGGCCGAGACAACAGAGCAAGCGAAGCAGAAGGCAUCCGAAACGGAGGAACAAGCAAGGGAGAAGGCUGCAGAGGCGGCGAAGAGGGCAUCGGAGGAGGCGAAGAGGAAGCAAGAGGAGGCCGACGAGCGCUUGAGCUGGGCCAAAGAGAAGGCCAAGGAAGGCUAUGAAGCGGCUAAGGCCAAAGCCAGCGAGACCCUCGAAGCCACGAAGCACAAGUCUCAGGAGAUCAAGGACAAUUUGGCCAGCAAAGGACACGACGCAGAGGAGCUCUGAGAGACAGAUUCGGCGGCUCCUACGAUGAUAUUUGGGUUCUCUUUCUUUCAAGAUUUUGAGGGCUCUUAUGAGUUUUUGGCAUGUAUAUGUUCAUGUUGUUUACCAAGGACCGUCUUUUGUUUUCCUGUAUACUUUCUGAUGUUCAAAUAAUGCCAGAACCUGUUCAAGAUCCAA